AAAAAAGUGACGUUUGCGAAUAGUAGUAGAAAAAUUUUCCAAUUCACAAAAAUUACGGAAUACAAAACGCAAGAAAAUUUUAAAAUUUACGGGCAAAAUCUUAAGAUUUUAAUAAAAUUUUUUGCAAAAUAUUAUUAAACGCAAGCUAAAGUUCUAAACAAUCUACUAUUUUUGAAAGCAGAGCAGCAAAACGAACAACUUUAACGAAAUAAUAACCAUUAAUAAAUAUCUACAAAUCAGAAAUCUAAAGCAGAAUAAAAAGUAGCUGAAAAACGAAGAGCAGCAGCAGAACGAGAACAACAACAACAACUACAAAAACAUCAUCAACAUCAUCCUCAUCAUCAACAUAAACUACAUAACCAGCACACUCACUGAAACGAAAAGGUGGUGGUGGGAGUUAAGGCAAUAACAACAAUAACCACACGAAAAGCAAACGCAAACGCAAUAGAAAGGAAGAAAAAAUAUAGUACGAGAAUACAACACGAGAAAGAAGUACAGAAAAGAAAGACUUUUUUUUAUACGGGCGCCCAGUAGUACAACAAAAAUAUAAGCAAAACUAAGCAGGAAAAAAAAAUUAAAUUCCAACAAACUAAAAGGCGACAACAAGAAAAACAAUAGAAUCCAAAGAUUCCCGACAAACAGAAAACAACAACCCAUUGGCAAAUAGAAAACACAACAAAAACUGGAGCACUAAAAGCAUAAGUUUCAAUCCCUAUCAUUUAAGGAAUAAAAAAAAACACUUAAAAAAUUUAGAGCUCCUCAUCGGGUUUUGUACUUUCUUUAAUUCAAGACAAAAGCUCCCGAAAUACAAUAAAUACAAUAGAUCCAAGUGUGUCGUCAUAUAUUUUUAUAGUUGUACGUCACUGUUCGUUCGUUCAUCUUCUUCUUCUACUUCUGUACGCAGAGAACUUAAACAAAUUUAAGUGCAUUGGCCUAAUUUCAGAAACUAAAGAAAAAAACUAUAUAAAAGUAUAGACAAGAAAAAAAAAAAAAAAAAAGAAAUACAUAGUUUUCUUCCAUCAACUUGCAUUUGCUGUAACAAACUAACUUACUAAUUCCUUAAACGACUGGUUGCUUAUUUUGUAAAUCAAAAUCGUUGCCACCGCCAGUAGUAUUAGUAAAAAUUCCACAAUGAAUCCAGCUACAGAUCCCUGGGUUAUAACCCAACGUGAAAAAUUGAAAUAUCAAGAACAAUUUAAGGCUUUGCAACCGCAAAAUGGUUUUGUUACCGGUGCCCAAGCCAAAGGUUUCUUUUUACAAUCUCAAUUGCCGCCUUUGAUACUUGGUCAAAUAUGGGCUUUGGCUGAUACGGAUUCUGAUGGCAAAAUGAAUAUUAAUGAGUUUAGUAUUGCAUGUAAACUAAUAAAUUUAAAAUUACGCGGCAUGGAGGUACCUAAAGCUUUGCCUCCCACACUAUUGGUGUCGUUGACAUCGAUGGGUACGACACCAACUCUAACGCCAACUGGCGCCGGCAGUUUAAGUCCUUUAGAUCCUCUUAAGAAUGUAGCUGGUUCAGUGAAGCCGGAAAUACCACCAGCACCAAUGACAAAUGUAGCAAUGGCAGCAGCUGCAGUACCUACAGCUGCUCCCAUUGCACCCAUGGCCGGUGCUGUACCCAUAGUACCUGGCAUGGUACCCGGUACAUUGCCCGGUAUUGUACCACAGGCUAGUAUGGCUCCUACCGCCAUGGCUGGUAUACCACCCAUGCAGCAAGUGGCUGGUGCAGUACCCGUAAUGCCGUCUGCAAUGAUACCGGCAUCAACUGGCGUUCCCGGUGUUGCUGGCGUAGCAGGAAUGCCGGUAGUUACUCAGCCGGGUGCUAUGCCAGUUGUACCACCGGUUCCCAUGAUGCCUGGCAUGGUACCUGGUGUAGUUCCUGGUAUGCCUGGUGUUCCUGGCGUUAUGCCAACAGCCGCAGUACCUGGUAUACCACCGCCAGUUCCUGCAGCUCCAAAGCUGGUAACGCCACCCACGGCUAAUGAACCUAAAGUGACACCACCAACCAGUAAUCCUCCCAGUCGUAGUAUGUCCAUUUCAGAAAGGGCUCCUUCUUUAGAAUCACCACAAGCCGAAUGGGCGGUUAAGGCACCCGCCAAACGUAAAUAUACUCAAGUUUUCAAUGCCACCGAUCGUAAUCGUACUGGCUAUUUGACUGGUGUUCAAGCUCGUGGUAUUUUAGUACAAAGUAAAUUACCUCAAGCUACUUUGGCACAAAUUUGGACUCUGUCCGAUUUGGAUAGUGAUGGUCGUUUAAGUUGUGAUGAAUUCAUUUUGGCCAUGUUUUUGUGUGACAAGGCCAUGACUGGUGAAAAGAUACCACCAACUUUACCGCUGGAUUGGAUACCACCCAGUUUUCGUAAAGCUAAAUCACGUACUAGUUCAGUGUCGGGCGCUAGCUCUAGGCCUGGCUCCCAGCCCACUUCCAGACAUGCUUCGGUAUCUUCACAAGGCGCUGCCGAUGAUCCUUUAGCAGGUUUGCCUCAAACUUCCUUUGAAGAUAAACGCAAAGAAAACUUUGAUAAAGGUCAGGCUGAGCUGGAUAGACGACGUAAGCUGUUACAGGACCAGCAACGCAAAGAGAAAGAAGAACGUGAACGCAAAGAACGAGAAGAAGCGGAAAAACGUGAAAAAGCUCGCUUGGAGGCGGAGCGAAAACAGCAAGAAGAAUUGGAACGGCAGUUGCAAAAGCAACGUGAAUUGGAACUUGAAAGAGAAGAACAACGAAAACGUGAACUAGAAGCCAAAGAAGCAGCCAGAAAGGAACUUGAAAAGCAACGUCUGUUGGAAUGGGAGCAGGCACGCAUUGCUGAAUUGAACUCGCAAAAGCAACGCGAACAGGAGCGUGUUUUAAAACAAAAAGCCCACAAUACACAACUUAAUGUGGAAUUAAGCACUUUAAAUGAAAAGAUCAAAGAUCUUUCGCAAAAAAUUUGCGAGACACGUGCUGGUGUCACAAAUGUUAAGUCCGUCAUUGAUGGCAUGCGUUCACAACGUGAUACCUCAAUGUCUGAUAUGUCCCAGUUAAAGGCUCGUAUUAAAGAACAAAAUGCUAAACUUUUGCAAUUGACUCAAGAGCGUGCUAAGUGGGAUGCUAAAGCUAAGGCUGCUGCCAUUACUGGAGAUGUGGGUCAACAGGAACAGUUGACCGCUGCGUUUGCUAAUAAACAAAUUAUUAUUAAACAACUCAAAGAUAAAGUCGAAAAUAUACGCAAAGAAAUCGAAUCGAAAAAAGAAGAUAUUAACUCUCACGAUAUAACAGUAACCGAAGUCAAAACCGAAUUAUCCGAUCUUAUUACAAAAUGUGAAGAACUCUAUGCGGAUUACGACAAACAACGUACCCAAAUACUCGAAAUGAAAUACAAUAAGAAAAACGAAAAUGUCACAGCAGCCACCUCUGCUUGGGAUACAGGCUCAGCAUGGGGUGCUACUACAACAUCGAGUAUUGAUCAAUAUGCUGGAAUAACAAAUGAUAAUAGUGCUGAUCUAACAGCAGAACCGGUUGCAAAUGCGGUGGACACUAGCGGUCCAGCGCCCGAAGGUUUUGUUAAAUAUCGUGCCGUUUAUGAAUUUUCAGCACGUAAUGCUGAUGAAAUAUCAUUUGUUCCUGGCGAUAUAAUAUUUGUGCCGUUAGAACAAAAUGCUGAGCCGGGUUGGUUGGCUGGUGAAAUAAAUGGUCAUACCGGUUGGUUCCCCGAAACAUAUGUGGAAAAAAUGGACGAAGAGGCGGGUAUAACGGCGACAACACAAGACUUUACAGCACAAGAUUCUUACAAUGAUAAUAGUCAACAGUAUGGAACAACUACCGCAGAUACCACACAAGCUGUGGAGGCUCCUACAGAUACAUAUAAUGGCGAUGUUGAAUAUUAUAUAGCCGCUUAUCCUUAUGAAUCAGCAGAAGCCGGAGACUUAACCUUUAGCGCCGGUGAAAUGGUGAUGGUAAUUAAGAAGGAAGGUGACUGGUGGACGGGUACAAUAGGCAAUCGCACUGGUAUGUUUCCCUCAAAUUAUGUACAAAAAGCGGAUGUAGGCGGUUCAGCAGCCAUCGCCAGUACAGAAACUGAUAUGACAUCAGCCUAUGAUGAUACCUUCAAGGAUAAUACUUAUAAUGGCAAUGCUCAAAAUCAAAUAACCUCUGACAUUGCGGCCAGCCCAGCUUUGCAAGAUCAACAAUUAGACCAGCAAUCGCCAUUAACUAAUGAUAUGCCACCUGCUGCUUCUGCUACAGACAUGUAUGCCGCCGAUACGAAAUCAGCAUCGGCUGCUGCCGCUGCUGCCGAAGAAACACGUACAAAUGAAGAACUGGACACGGAAGUAUCACAAAUAAAUACCCAAUCGAAUAAUAAGACACAAUCAAGUGAACCCGCAGAAUCUUAUAGUCGUCCCAUGUCACGUACUUCUUCCAUGACUCCAGGUAUGCGAGCUAAACGUUCGGAAAUAGCACAAGUUAUUGCUCCCUAUGAGGCUACCAGCAGUGAACAGCUUUCUCUAACCCGCGGUCAAUUGAUAAUGAUACGCAAAAAGACCGAUUCCGGUUGGUGGGAGGGUGAACUACAAGCUAAGGGCCGACGAAGACAAAUUGGUUGGUUCCCUGCCACGUUUGUGAAGGUGUUGCAGGGUGGUCGCAAUAGUGGUCGUAAUACUCCAGUCUCUGGCAGUCGCAUUGAAAUGACUGAAACGAUUUUGGAUAAAGUUAUUGCUCUGUAUCCCUACAAAGCACAAAACGAUGAUGAAUUAUCGUUUGACAAAGAUGAUAUUAUAAGUGUGUUGGGUCGUGAUGAACCCGAAUGGUGGCGCGGUGAAUUGAAUGGUUUAACUGGUCUAUUCCCUAGCAAUUAUGUGGGUCCCUUCGUAACGUCCGGUAAGCAAGUUAAUGGCAAAUAAAAAUGUUCACAGUUUUAUACAAUUUAGUUGUGUUAACUCAACAACAAAUGCCGCCCUCUUGAUAAACUAUCAACCAACCAAUUAAUUAAACUUAUUAUUUAAAUUACUCCUCAAUGUGCUUUAAGUAUUUUAACAAUAAUGCUCUCUCAUUUUUUUUUACAUGCAAAACAUAAUUAUAAAUUAUUGUUAAUUAUAUACUGUUAGUUUUUCUACUA
Messenger RNA from Lucilia cuprina (Australian sheep blowfly), 5096 nucleotides. It is a transcript of the gene Dap160, whose product is annotated as intersectin-2. Gene Ontology annotation, cellular component: presynaptic membrane; clathrin-coated pit; plasma membrane. The record is from RefSeq and is a predicted model, not a curated record. The transcript is spliced from 12 exons. Bases 1132 to 4881 code for a protein of 1249 amino acids. Gene Ontology annotation, biological process: endosomal transport; clathrin-dependent synaptic vesicle endocytosis. Gene Ontology annotation, molecular function: protein binding; calcium ion binding; molecular adaptor activity. NCBI's taxonomy places the organism in Eukaryota, Metazoa, Arthropoda, Insecta, Diptera, Calliphoridae.